Molecule: messenger RNA, 977 nt
Organism: Daphnia pulicaria
Lineage: Eukaryota; Metazoa; Arthropoda; Branchiopoda; Diplostraca; Daphniidae
Gene: p23
Product: co-chaperone protein daf-41-like
Exons: 4
Coding region: 154-663 (169 amino acids)
Biological process (GO): protein folding; chaperone-mediated protein complex assembly
Cellular component (GO): cytosol; nucleus
Molecular function (GO): protein-folding chaperone binding; Hsp90 protein binding
Source: RefSeq, a predicted model, not a curated record
UCGUGUAGGAUUGUUCCAGAGAAAAGAAAAGUUGAGUUGACGCUUUGCCCGUUUUUCUUAUAUUAAGGUCCUCUUGAUUAUUCUGGUCCAGCCAUCCACUUUAACAACUUCUCACUCUCGUUUUAAUUUCGUCAAGUCGUUCCUCACAGUAAAAUGGCUACAGAACAGUUAUUACCUCCUCCUGCCAUGUGGGCACAGAGAAAAAACCUGGUGUCUUUGACUAUAAAUGUUGAAGACUGCAAGGAACCAGUCAUCACCCUUGAGCCAACAAAAGUUUACUUUAAAGGAACAGGAGGUCCCGAUAAGAAAACUUUUGAAGUCACGAUUGAUUUAUUUGGUGAAAUUGACACAGCUGAAUCAAAGUACUUUGUCAGAGAGCGCAGCAUAGAAUUCUUCCUGCGAAAGAAAGAAGAGGGACCUUACUGGCCAUCCAUUUUCAAGGACAAGAAGAAGGUGCACUGGCUCAAAAUCGACUUUAAUAGGUGGCGCGACGAGGACGAUAGCGAGCCAGAGGAAAAUGGUGGUGAAGAAUCCCAAGACCUCGACGAGAUGAUGCGUCGCAUGGGCGGUUUGAACGGCGCAGGUGGCGGUCAGAUGGACUUGAACGAUCUUGGUGGUAGCGAAGAGGACGAGGAUGACGAAGACUUACCCGAUUUGGAAUAGUAGAAAUUUAACGGACGCGUACGCUCCUUUUCUAUUCAUCCAUUCGGUUCUUCUCCUACUUUGAUUUUUUGUUUAUUGCCCCGUAAUUCAUUUUGUUUUUUUCCAUUUAUCCUUCGCCCUCAACUUGCAAAUUUUCGUCGAUAUUUGGAAGUGAAAAUAAAGACGUGGCAUUUGCCAUCAUCCAUUUCCAAAUCAACAAUAAGCAAAAACAAAAAGCAAAACGGCGAAGUAAUCAAGUAUUUGUACACCAGUCUUGCAUCUCGUCAUGUUUUCUUGUGAGCCGUUUCGAAUACAAAAACAAAAGAUGAAAAGAU